AUGAAGUUGCCAAGUUUGCGACCGGGAUCCUUUCACCUGCGGCUUCCAGGCGAAUCCUCAAUCUGGAUCAACGAUGAUAUUCGACCGCUCCCUCCUUCCCGCCGCCUCUGGGACACCUGGGCAUACAUCUCGUUCUGGGCCAUCAAUCAGAUUGCAUUGAGUAACUGGCAGCUUGGUGCUUCCCUCAUUGCAGUCGGUCUGUCCGUCUGGCAGACCAUGAUCGCAGUUAUUAUCGGCAAGCUCAUUAUCGCCGGAGUCGCCAUAUGCAAUGGUAUGGUCGGUGCAACCUGGCAUAUUGGUUUUCCGGUUUUGUCGCGGGGCAUAUGGGGAGUCUGGGGAUCCUAUGUCAUUAUCAUCCAGCGCAUUGUCCUGAGUCUGACCUGGUUCUGCGUACAAUCCUGGACCGGUGGCCUCUGUGUCACCGCGGUUCUCAGCUCCAUCUUCUCGGGUUUCCAACACAUGGAGAACACCUUGCCUGAAUCUGCAAACACGACGACGAAAGCAUUGACCGGUUGGAUAGUCUACAACAUCAUAACUAUCCCCAUGCUCUACAUCCCUCCGGAAAAGACCCGACGGUUGUUGUUCGUCAUGAACAUCAUCUCUGUCACCACACUCAUCUCCAUGAUGAUCUACGUCCUCUCCACUGCGAAGGGUGGCGGUCCACUAUUGUCAGCGCCCGCAGCAGCCCAGUCGGGCAGCCAACUGGGUUGGGCAAUUGUGCAGGGUAUAACAACAGUGAUUGGAGGUAUCGCCGUCGGACUCACGAAUCAGACUGACUACUCUCGCUUCGCUCGUCGACCAGGUGACCAGAUCUUUGGCCAGUGGUUCUCCAUCCUCACCUUGGGCACGAUCUUGCCGUUGUUUGGUUGUCUCACCAGUUCAGCAUCCAUCAAGCUGUACGGCGAAGCUUACUGGAAUCCACCUGACCUCUUGCUCCGCUGGCUCGACGAUGACUACAAUUCCAAGGCUCGAGCCGCCGCCUUCUUUGGUGGCUGUGGACUUGUGGUCUGCCAGCUUGCGAUCAACACCAUCGACAAUGCAUUUUCCGCUGGAAUGGACAUGGCUGGUCUGCUUCCCAAGUACUUCAACAUUAGGCGAGGAUCCUACCUGGCUCUCAUCCUUUCUAUUGCCAUGUGCCCGUGGGAGCUGCUUGCCUCGGCUGGGACUUUUAUCAGUGUUAUGGGUGCCUACUCCGUCUUCCUUGGACCCAUGUGUGGCAUCCAGAUCUGCGACUAUUUCUUAAUCCGCCGUCAACGAAUGAAACUAUCAGACCUAUACACGCCCUCCCCACAGGGCAUCUACUAUUACUUCCACGGCACGAACCCGCGCGCAUUUGUGGCGUGGGUCUGUGGCUGGGCACCGCAAUUGCCCGGGUUCAUCGCCAACGUCAACAAGAGCGUGAGCGUGCCAAAGGCUUGCACCGAGAUGUUCUACCUUGCCUUCCCGCUGGGGCUGGCCAUCAGCUUCACACUGUACUAUGGACUCAACAGGAUGUUCCCACCCCAGGGUCUGGGCGAGUACGACGACGUCGACUAUUAUGCAACAUUCACCAACGACGAGGCUGCCAAGCUUGGAGUCUCGCCUUUGGAAGAAACACAGGGAGAGGAAAAGGCUGGGCAGUACGGUUUUCCUGUGAACCAGAAGGUUGUGGAGGCGGACGUGUACGAAACGAAGAAUUAG
Fonsecaea monophora is the source of this 1680-nucleotide messenger RNA. RefSeq lists its product as hypothetical. Gene Ontology annotation, cellular component: plasma membrane. Gene Ontology annotation, biological process: nucleobase transport; transmembrane transport. The coding region runs from base 1 to 1680 and encodes 559 amino acids. Gene Ontology annotation, molecular function: nucleobase transmembrane transporter activity. The record is from RefSeq and is a predicted model, not a curated record. The transcript has 2 exons. Lineage: Eukaryota; Fungi; Ascomycota; Eurotiomycetes; Chaetothyriales; Herpotrichiellaceae.